GCAACACGUGGGGGCGGUGCCGGUCGGAGGGCUCCUAGUGCGCCAGGUUGUGGGAAGUGAGGCUGGCGGUGGCGACAACCGAGGAGGAGGGGCGGGACGCCGUGGAGCACGGCGACCGGCUGAGCGUCAUGGAGGGCUCAGGGGAGCAGCCGGGCCCACAACCACAGCAUCCCGGAGACCACCGCAUCCGCGACGGCGACUUCGUGGUGCUGAAACGUGAAGAUGUGUUUAAAGCAGUACAAGUCCAGCGGAGAAAAAAAGUAACUUUCGAAAAACAGUGGUUCUACCUGGAUAACGUCAUUGGCCAUAGUUAUGGAACUGCAUUUGAAGUGACCAGUGGAGGAAGUCUACAGCCCAAGAAGAAGAGGGAAGAGCCUACUGCAGAGACUAAAGAAGCGGGCACUGAUAAUCGAAAUAUAGUUGAUGAUGGGAAAUCUCAGAAACUUACUCAAGAUGACAUAAAAGCUUUGAAGGACAAGGGCAUUAAAGGAGAGGAAAUAGUUCAGCAGUUAAUUGAAAAUAGUACAACAUUCCGAGACAAGACAGAAUUUGCCCAAGAUAAAUAUAUUAAAAAGAAGAAAAAAAAAUAUGAAGCCAUCAUUACUGUUGUGAAGCCAUCCACCCGUAUUCUUUCAAUUAUGUAUUAUGCAAGAGAACCUGGAAAAAUUAACCACAUGAGAUACGAUACACUAGCCCAGAUGUUGACGUUGGGAAAUAUCCGUGCUGGCAACAAAAUGAUUGUGAUGGAAACGUGUGCAGGCUUGGUGCUGGGUGCAAUGAUGGAACGAAUGGGAGGUUUUGGCUCCAUUAUUCAGCUAUACCCUGGAGGAGGACCUGUUCGGGCAGCAACAGCAUGUUUUGGAUUUCCCAAAUCUUUUCUCAGUGGUCUUUAUGAAUUCCCUCUCAACAAAGUGGACAGUCUUCUACAUGGAACAUUUUCUGCCAAGAUGUUAUCUUCAGAGCCAAAAGACAGUGCUUUGGUUGAAGAAAGUAAUGGCACACUGGAGGAAAAACAGGCUUCUGAACAAGAGAAUGAAGACAGCAUGGCAGAGGCCCCAGAGAGCAACCACCCAGAAGACCAGGAAACAAUGGAAACAAUUUCUCAAGAUCCAGAACAUAAGGGGCCUAAAGAGAGAGGAAGCAAAAAAGAUUAUAUUCAGGAAAAACAGAGGAGACAAGAAGAGCAGAGGAAAAGACAUUUAGAGGCUGCCGCUCUGCUGAGUGAAAGAAACGCAGAUGGUUUAAUUGUAGCUAGUCGUUUCCACCCCACUCCCCUGCUGCUGUCUUUGCUGGACUUUGUGGCCCCUUCAAGGCCGUUUGUGGUCUACUGUCAGUACAAAGAGCCUCUGUUGGAAUGCUACACAAAACUGCGGGAGAGGGGAGGGGUCAUCAACCUCAGGCUGUCUGAAACCUGGCUCAGAAAUUAUCAGGUUUUGCCAGAUCGAAGUCAUCCUAAACUGCUGAUGAGUGGAGGUGGGGGUUAUCUUCUCUCCGGCUUCACCGUUGCCAUGGACAACCUUAAAGCAGACACCAGCCUCAAAUCUAAUGCAAGCACUUUAGAAUCACACGAGACUGAGGAGCCUGCAGCUAAAAAACGAAAAUGCCCAGAGUCUGACUCUUAACCCUUUUGAGAAUUGCUCUGAAUUUUGUUCUCAGGCAUUAUACAGUUAGUAAUUAAACUUUAAAUGCCAUUACUACUUGUUUUUUCAUAUCCCAAGAAUAAGAACAUGUCUAUGUACCCGUUUCUAGGAAGGAGGAGUAUAUGCCUUUUGUCUAUUUCUGACACAGAUGCAUUUGGUCUGUCAAAACUGCAACCAUGGGGUAUGUAGUAUGACCAACUGCAUUUAACAAAACUCCUCUAAGUACUUCUAAAUAUUCUGUGCAAAUAUCUUGAGAACUUCAACAUCCUAAAAAUGUGUUUCUACAAGACUUUAUAUUUUAAGCUAAGUGGAAUAAUACAACGUAACUAAAACAUGGCGGGUACCGAAAGGAGGGCAAUUCAUGGAAGAAAUUUCCUCUGUUCAUUCCGUUCUCUUCAACCUAAGCAAUAUGGAUGUGUGAGUGUGUGAUUUAUUAUGGUACCAAAAAUGUCCACCUUCUUUCCUGCAGCGGAAUAAGCUUUUUUGAAAUGCUGAGGUUUUAUUUUAAUAGUUGACAACCUGGGAAAGUUCUGAGUAUUUAUUUUACUGCUCUUUUUUGUGCAUAGAAAGGUUUAGUAGGGUACUUUUUUGCAUUAAUUUGCCAAUACUCUUAUUCUUUGUUCUAAAUAAAGUGACUAGAAUUUUUGUGUACUAUUCAAUUAAAGGAAACAAAUGUCUUUUCCCCCUCUAUGGUCUUAUGGAUACACAUUUGCACACACACACAUAUGUAUAUAGAUGUUGGUAUAUAUACACACAUAUAUUUAUAUAUACACAGAUAUAUACAUACACAUGCAAGUGGAGACAUAGAUUGUACCACCUGUAUGAAUAUGUAUGUACACAUGGGGACAGAAAGAGUGUGCAGUCUAUUUGAACUGUAUCAAAGUCUUGUGCAGGACUUAGACCAAUUCUCAUUGUAUUAGUGUCAUUCCUUGUCAAAUGUCCCUAAAGUGCCUUUCUUGAUUAUUAAUGCUGAAGAACUCUGUCAUGAUUAGAUGGUUACCCUUUCUAAGCUCUGAAAAACUCUAAUCAUUUGAUCAUGUGCUGUAGCAAAGAAAGUGUUUAGAAUCAGCCAAGGCUCUUGUUCAUUUGAGAGAUUGAGUCUUGCUCACUGGAACAUGGUCAUCGUUUGCGUUGCUCCUGUCAUAGAAUAGGCCUGUAUCAUACAGCAAGGAACAUCUCAGAAAAAAAAUUUUUUUUCCAAAUAGCAUGUGCUAUGCCAAUGUGAUUACUAAGUACAAUUUUGAGUCCUUUAUCCUAAUUGCUAUUAAAGAAUAAAAAUGUCGGCCGGG
Messenger RNA from Homo sapiens (human), 2929 nucleotides. It is a transcript of the gene TRMT6, whose product is annotated as tRNA methyltransferase 6 non-catalytic subunit. Bases 129 to 1622 code for a protein of 497 amino acids. Lineage: Eukaryota; Metazoa; Chordata; Mammalia; Primates; Hominidae. Gene Ontology annotation, biological process: tRNA methylation. The transcript has 11 exons. Gene Ontology annotation, cellular component: tRNA (m1A) methyltransferase complex; nucleus. The record is from RefSeq and is marked reviewed.